Rhododendron vialii is the source of this 1691-nucleotide messenger RNA. RefSeq names its product glucan endo-1,3-beta-glucosidase 8-like. The transcript has 2 exons. The record is from RefSeq and is a predicted model, not a curated record. Gene Ontology annotation, cellular component: plasma membrane. Lineage: Eukaryota; Viridiplantae; Streptophyta; Magnoliopsida; Ericales; Ericaceae. The coding region runs from base 44 to 1486 and encodes 480 amino acids. Gene Ontology annotation, molecular function: hydrolase activity, hydrolyzing O-glycosyl compounds. Gene Ontology annotation, biological process: carbohydrate metabolic process.
GAAAAAACAACCCAUUUCACUUGCUUCUCUUUUGGCUGGGAAAAUGUCGGAUGUGUGGGUUUGGCUGUGUUUAUUGGUUGUGGGUCAAAUGGGGGGUGGUUUACUUGGGGGGGUAGAGGGGCUAGGUGUGAACUGGGGUACCCAAGCAACCCACCAAUUGCCACCUAAAGUAGUGGUUCAGAUGUUGACGGACAAUGGAAUUCAGAAGGUGAAGCUGUUUGAUGCGGCUCAGUACACCAUGAGUGCUCUUACUGGAUCAAACAUUGAGGUUAUGGUUGCCAUACCUAAUGAUCAGCUCGCCGCCAUGACUGAUUACAAGCGCGCUAAGCAGUGGGUGCAGCACAACAUCUCCCGUUAUAAUUUCAAUGGAGGUGUUAACAUCAAGUAUGUAGCAGUUGGGAAUGAACCUUUUCUCCAAUCCUACAACAAUUCAUUCUUGAAUGUUACCUUCCCAGCCCUUCAGAACAUCCAAAAUGCCUUGAAUGAAGCUGGUGUUGGAGACUCCAUAAAAGCUACUGUGCCCUUAAAUGCUGAUGUCUAUGGAUCGCCUCAGAACAAUCCAGUCCCAUCUGCUGGAACGUUCAGGUCAGAUAUCAGUGGACUCAUGACUCAGAUUGUCCAAUUCCUUAACCAGAACAAUGCACCCUUCACAGUAAAUAUUUACCCUUUCCUGAGUCUCUACAACAAUGACAACUUCCCAGUUGACUAUGCUUUCUUUGAUGGAGUUAGUGCUCCUGUUGUUGAUAGUAAUGGUAUCCAAUAUACCAAUGUCUUUGAUGCCAACUUUGAUACCUUGGUUUCAGCCUUGAACGCAGCAGGUUUUGGAAACCUGACUGUUUUGGUAGGCGAGGUUGGGUGGCCCACGGACGGUGAUAAGAAUGCGAACUUGAAUUAUGCUUACAGGUUUUACAAUGGUCUUUUGCCAAGACUUGCAGCUAACAAGGGAACCCCACUUCGGCCAGGAUACAUAGAAGUUUACUUGUUUGGGUUUAUUGAUGAGGAUGCGAAGAGCGUUGCUCCUGGGAAUUUUGAGCGCCACUGGGGAAUUUUCAGGUAUGAUGGGCAACCCAAAUACCCUAUGGAUCUUUCUGGCCAAGGUCAAAACAAGUAUCUUGUGGCUGCACAGAAUGUGCAAUAUUUACCUAAGACAUGGUGCAUGUUUAAUCCAAAUGCCACGGAUUUGAGCAAGCUUGCAGAUAAUAUUAAUUAUGCUUGUACAUUCUCAGAUUGCACGUCACUUGGGUACGGGUCUUCUUGUAAUGGUUUGGAUGCUAAUGGAAAUGCUUCAUAUGCAUUUAAUAUGUACUACCAGGUCCAGAAUCAAGACGACUUGAGUUGUAAUUUCCAAGGUCUUGCCAUGGUGACUACACAAAAUAUAUCACAAGGAAAUUGCAAUUUCCCAAUUCAAAUCGCAUCAUCUUCUACCCGGGGGCGUUCUCUUCUGGCUUGGGCAAUUUUGGCGGUAUCUGCACUUGUGUUGCUAUAGAGUUGUUUCUGUAGAUACUAAGCUGUACUUGUUUUUACUUUGCUGUUGUGAGUAUUUUGUAUUUUGGGCCACUGGUUGGGUUAUUUUUUCCCUAAAGAUUCUUUAAAUGAGCUACUGGGAAUUCAUUUGUCUCUUUGAGCUUAUGAGCACAACUCCUCCUCUAUUUGAAGUUUGAGAUUGAUAAUCCCAUCAUACAGUUUAUUCA